This is a messenger RNA of Cryptomeria japonica (Japanese cedar), 1225 nucleotides long. RefSeq lists its product as uncharacterized. Gene Ontology annotation, cellular component: post-mRNA release spliceosomal complex; U2-type spliceosomal complex. NCBI's taxonomy places the organism in Eukaryota, Viridiplantae, Streptophyta, Pinopsida, Cupressales, Cupressaceae. The transcript has 4 exons. The coding region runs from base 259 to 750 and encodes 163 amino acids. The record is from RefSeq and is a predicted model, not a curated record.
AUACGACAUAUAUUCAUCAUAACAGAUUAAUCCAUCGACCCGAAGCUAAUACUGGAAUGUGCAAUAGGUAAGUUUAUAUUGGUCGAAGCUAAUUCUGGAAUGUGCAUUAGGUAAGUUUAUAUUUUCGUUUUUUCUCAAGGUCCCGUUGCAGAGAGAAUCAGAAAAACCCCAUUACAUAAGCGAGUGAUCUCGAUUCGGAGGUCAGUCGAACCUGGUUGGAAUCUCUUGAGCUGGUAAAGUGAAAAAUUAAUUUGUGCAAUGACGGAAGAGUCGGGUUCAGCGGAGGAAACGGCAGCACAACGGAGGGAAAGACUGAAAGCUCUGAGGGAGGCUCAGCAGCUCUUAGAUUCGGAACAUCCUCAACCUCAAUCUCAACCCCAGCCUCAACCUCCACAGCAAAUCGAGCCUCAAGUAGAGGAGGAAGCAGAACAAGAUGGGAAGCUGGACAUGAAAUUCCGGAAUUAUCUCCCUCGAGAUAAGAAACUUCAGGAGAAUAGAAUAGCUCCACCAGCCCUUCCCAAAUUUGAUGAUCCAGUUGCUACUGCUCCACCAAUCUCAAAUGGGACAGAGGAUCCAAUUGUCAACAUAGCUCCAAAAAAGCCAAAUUGGGAUCUUCGUAGGGACGUGCAGAAGAAGUUGGACAAGCUUGACAGGCGAACCCAGAGGGCCAUAAUUGAGCUUAUGCAGGAAGAGGAAAAACGCAGGCAAGAGGCUGCUGAACAAACAAAUGAAGCUGUAGAGGAAGAUUAAGCAAUUUCGUUUGGUCUUUAACAACACGGGAGUAUGUGGAUAGUGAAAUCUCAAACAGCCUCAUUGUUGUAAGCAGGAGUUGGGUUUUCUUCAAGAAUAGUCUAAGGUUGUUAUGGAAUGUAAGAUCAAAAUAUUGCAAGUACAAGGGAGGAAACAUUCGGAAGCGAAUUAAUGUGAGUAAUUUGAAAGAAAAGAUAGCUUAGCAGUAAAUGUUCUUUACGAUUGUCCGACCCGCUUUCACAGUUUUGUAUCCAGAGUUUUAGAAUUUCAAGACCAGAAUGAACGGAUUGACUUUUAUAAAUAAAUGCAAAAUGUCAAACAGGAUGAGAAGCAAUAUUGUGAAAUUUUGGAUUGGGUUAUUCAUAUUGUCUGGUACGGACGUUAAAUGUUAUUAAUUCAUUCAGGGAUAUUCCGCCUAAAUCUGUAACUUUCGGUCCUAACAACUAAUCAAUUUAAGGAAAUAUUUAACUGUCAA